AUGGGAGAGAUAUCGGAAUCAAUUAAAAAAUGCAUAGCUAUUCUUAAAGCAGCUCAAAGCGAUACUGAGAAAUUCGCCGCGCUAUUCAUGGUUACGAAACUAGUAAAAGGAAAAGACUGCAAUACUACAGCAAAGAAGGUCUUAUUUGAAGCAAUUGGGUUUAAAUUCCUCAAGAAGCUUUUAACUGGAACAAAUGCGCAAGAUGACUGUCCCCCAUCAGUAUACAAAUCAGUGGCCCUAUCAAUACUUACAUGCUUUUGUAUUGAACCAGAACUUGCAACACAUCCUGAAAUGUUGGCUAAUGUACCAGUUUUUCUUGAUAUAGUACAGACAUCUGACAAUGAUGAUUAUGAUGAUAACCUCAUAAUUGUUAGUGAAGCUUAUACAUGCCUACAGUGUAUUGCAGAACAUGAAGCUGGACAAAAAGCUUUAAUUGAAGUAGGUGCUAUUACUAAAAUGUCAGAAAUUUACUCACACCAAAGUUUUCAGACAGAUGAAGCCCUAAAUAUUUUAGUUAAACUAGUGAGUCGUUAUGGCCCUGCAGCAUGGGGAAAUGACCCUAAACCUUUUCAUGCCUUAGUCAACAAGAUUGCUCUAGAUUUUGCUACAGAUCAGUCUGAGAGAAAAUUUGAGUUGGCAACCAUUUUAAGUGCACUGUUAUAUAGUUGCAAUAAAGACACUGUAUUGCCAGGAUCAUCAGAUGAAACUUGGCCGCAAAGUAUCUACAAAGCUUUACAUGAUGUAUUGACCAGCAAAAUAGGAAAAAAUCAAAGAGAUCCUGCAUUGAAACUAGCUGCUAAUAUCAUAGAUUUAUUAGGAAUUGAGUGGACAUUCAAUGAUGAAGAAAACCCAAAAAAAUUCUUUCUUUUACUUCUACAACUUUGUGCAAUAGAGAUAAGAAUGCAGCUUGAAGACAGAAGUUUUAAACAAGCCUUUGCCAAUGCAGACUUAGUAACUGCUUGCUUUUUAGUUCUUGAAUCUUCUAUCAAUUACAUGGCCUCAGAUCAAUUGGAUUUAGAACAGAAAGAAAAACAGUCCGUCUAUACAAGCCUAAAAGGUGCUUUUAAUGCUGUUGUUUCAAUACUUACUAAAGUCUCUAAUGACAAAAACCGUGACAAACUUCCUGAUGCUGAAAAGGUGUUUGUGUGUGCAAUGGUCAGAGUAUUAGUGGCUUGGCUAGCUCAAGAAACAACUGCAAUGAGAGAUCAAGUUUAUAACCUACUUCCAUUCAUGUUUUCCCUUGCCAAUGAUUCGUUCCAUGCCUACAGAGCUCGAAAACUAGCAGAGAAAAAUAAAUCUGAAGGAGAAGCCAUGAACACAGAUGUAUGCUUGAUGGGACAGAUAGAUUUAUUACGUUUAAUGCUGCCAGCACUUUGUCAUCUGGUUGUAGAGGACAAAGCUAGGGACAUCACAUUAAAUUUAAAGGAGGAAGACAUAUUGUAUGAAGCGAUGAACUUUCACUGGUCUAUAGUUCACUACAAAAAACCACCAAUACCAAAAUCUGAAAGACUAAAGGCAAAGAAACCUGAACCCGAGUUAGAACCUCAGGUAUUGGAAGAUAUGAAAGAUUCAAGAGCAGCUAUGGUCAGCCUAUGCAAUAUUUUCAUGAAUCUCACUGUACUAGCUCCUAAAGUUGUUGAAGAAAGCAUGCUGUUUAAUACUUUAUUGAAAUUCAUUUUCAAUAAUUUACCGGAACUGAAAAGCAUCCCUGAAAAUCUCGUUUUACAUGGACACUUGGCAGUAUUAGGAUUAUUGUUACUUAAGCAACAAGGUGCCAGUAAAGUGAAGAAAAAUGACUUUUCUAUUUGUCGGUACAUACAGUCAAGUAUACGGUUUUUAUGGGAUGCCUACAUGGUUGACGAAUCAAAUGACCCUACUGCUCUUGUUGUAUCAAUGACCUAUAAAGAAAAUUGGGGAGAAAUUGCUGACCUAUGGUUUUUGGGAAUGCAAACGCUAAGUGGUGUGUUGACCAUUGUACCUUGGAUAUCUGAGUUUGCCAUUGAAAGUGGUUGGGCUGAAGGCAUAGCAGAAAUGCUUGCAAAAGUAAAGGUUGGUACACUGCCACCAAACAUUAAAUCUGCAUUUGAGGAUUUCCUUUGCCGUUUAGUUGACUCAAAUGAGAAUGCAAAAGCAGUUUUAAAGAAAGGUGGUGCCUUGAAAAUGUGCAGAAGCCACAGAAUGAUGGAUCUUGGAAAAAAGUUGUUUGGAGAUUAA
Molecule: messenger RNA, 2214 nt
Organism: Pieris macdunnoughi
Lineage: Eukaryota; Metazoa; Arthropoda; Insecta; Lepidoptera; Pieridae
Source: the annotation of a GenBank genome assembly